Molecule: messenger RNA, 2428 nt
Organism: Helicoverpa armigera (cotton bollworm)
Lineage: Eukaryota; Metazoa; Arthropoda; Insecta; Lepidoptera; Noctuidae
Product: KRAB-A domain-containing protein 2-like
Exons: 2
Coding region: 342-2021 (559 amino acids)
Biological process (GO): DNA integration
Molecular function (GO): nucleic acid binding
Source: RefSeq, a predicted model, not a curated record
AUUUAAUUGAAUGACAAGGCCGAGCGUUGAUUGAACGAGCGUCAGUAAACGUCAAACAGCUCGCAUUGACAGCACUGUGUUGAUAUUUACAUUACUUUUCGUUUAAACCUACUUUAAAGUGCGUUAUUUGUACUAUACUAUAGUGCCACAGCAUGGAUUUACCUGUCGAAACGCCGCCGCAAGCUACCUUUAAAGAAAAAUUUUAUUCUAAACUGAGUUAAUACGAACAACAAAAUCAAGGUUCUCAAAGAAAACCAUGGUCUGCCGAAAGAAUUGUAGAGGUUAUCAACAAUGUUCGAAAGGCAAGGGUGGCCAUAAAAUCUAAGGAAGCUAGGACAUCGAUGGAUUAUUACUGGAUAUCAAAGUACGAUAUUAUGACUGUAAAAAACGAAGAUUAUCUGAUAUUUAAAAAUAAAUCUUCGGAUUUUCCGACGGUGCGUGUUAUAGCUAGAAACGAGUAUUUUGACACAUUGGAAGACAUACAUAAAGCGUGCGGUCAUGGUGGGCGAGACAAAAUGUUACAUGCUAUCAAGUCAAAAUAUUAUAUACCUAGAAAAGCAAUAGAAAUAUUCCUUGCUCUCUGUCCUACAUGUGAAACGAAAAAGGUGUUACCCAAAAAAGUUACAGUAACAAAGCCAAUUGCAUCUGGAUACUUUAAUAUUCGAGGGCAGGUGGAAUUGAUGGACUUUCAGUCUUGUCCCGAUGGCGAAUAUAAGUGGUUAUUAAAUUAUCAAGACAAUGCUACACAAUUCGUUAGCCUUCGGCCGCUUACAACUGAUAAUGCACAGGAGGUAGCAAUGGAAUUAAUGAAAAUAUUUAUGAUUUUUGGACCACCGUACAUCCUGCAAUCUGAUAAAAGACGUGAAUUCACGACAGAGAUUAUCGCAAAAAUUACUUCCAUGUGGCCUGAGUGUAAAAUAGUUAAUAGGAGCCCUAGUCAUCCCCAGACCCAAAACAGUGUAGAAAAAAACAACCAGGAUAUCGAAACUAUGUUGAGGACGUGGAUGAAAGACAACAACUCCACAAAUUGGUCUAUAGGAUGCCAUCAUGUUCAAUAUGAAAGAAAUGCAUCAUUAAAUCACAUAAUUGGAAAAUCUCCGUACAAAGCUUUAUUUGGUCGUGAUCCCAAAGCUGGAUUAAGUGGUACAGUUAUACCUCAUUCAGAAGAAGAAUUACAAAACCUCUCUCAGCAAGAAUCCAGUAGCGAAAACAAUCUUGUGGCUUCAGCUACAAAGCCUAUAAAAUCAGAGAUUGAAAUUGACGAACUGAGUAGUAAUAUUGAAAUUCCUGAUCAAACUGAAUCUGAUCCAAAUUCUAAAUUAGUGCCCUGUUGUUCAAAAAAUUUAAGGGAUGAAUCUGCAACUAAUGAUAAUAAAAUUAAACCAGUUGACAGCAAAGACUAUAUUCAAACUGAGGAGGUAGAGAACUUAGAGAUAAACUCGGGGGCACAUACAUGCAGGUCAUCUGAAAAUACCGUGGACGCUGUUCGUGACUUAUCUGAUGAGGAACAUGAAGGCAAUGAUUUAAAUGUUGUAUGCAAAAGUGAACAAGAUACACAACCUCAACCAAAAAAAGUUUUUAAAGGUACAAAGCGAGCUGCUGCGAAAAUGGAAAAUGAUACGGCAAAAAAAUUACCACCUUUGAGUAAUGGUGAAACGGUGAUUAUCAGCAUUCCUAAAGCAGACCGCGGUCCUUUGGAUAUACAAAAUAUAAGAGGAAAAAUUGUUGACUUCCAAAAUGGAGUGUACAGAGUAGGAACCAAAUCAGGAAUCAUAAAAAAUUGGUUUGAACGGCAUGAAAUGCAAAUUUCGUCUGAUGAUUAUGAUGAUGAUAUACUUGAUACACCGAUAUCUUUAAGAGAGACUGUGUUACGCGAAUCUUUAUUUGGAAGUAAGGGUUUUCAAAAAUGUGUUUGUAGACCAGCGAAAAACCAGUGCCGCACAAAACGGUGUGCUUGUUUUAAGAAAAAUAUGCUCUGCAGUCCAAAAUGCCACAACCAUUUGACUUGCGUUAAUAAAUAAAUGCUAAAUUAAAGUGCCUCCAAUUUAUUUUUUAUGUAGAAUUAAGAUAUGCAUGUAUAAAGAUUGGCUUAAUUUAUUUGUAAUACUUUCUCAUUGUCAUAGUAAGAAACUGAAAUGUUUAGAAUAAGCAAUGUGACUGAUGUUAAUACAAGUAUUUAAUAAACGUGCUGUAUGUUGAGCUUUUUUAUAAGAAAAUUAUCAAAAAUCAUAUACUUUCGAAGAUUCAGAGGUUUAAAAAUAAAAUAUUAGACUAGUUCUAACUACAUCAGAGUGGCUGCCCUUUUCUUGGAUUCUUUGAAUUGAAUAGUAUGUAUUGCCUAUCUUAAAACUUAGUACUUAAUCAUAGUGUGUCAUGUAAUUUUCUUACUUUUGUUGUCUAAAGUAAGAUUACUUUUUAAGUGGGCGAG